AUCAAAGUAUAAGCCUAUAUAAGGAUCAGCCUGGACCCUGACGAUCCCCCGCCCCUGAAUUCUUUCACUGUGUGUCUCCUCGUUGUCCCUGAUUUAUUUCGUACACAGUACCAUCCAGGCUACCCCCAGCGGUUGCACCAGGUGUCCUUCCCCCGUCGCAAUGCAUUUCCCCUCCUCCUCCACGGUCCCUCUUUUCUGGAUCAUCUCGUCGACCCUUGCCCUACCGUCUUCCACCUACUCCCAGCUGGAUACCCGGGAUGUCCUCCGGCCUCGAAAUUGGGACUUUCGCCUCUUCAGCGCAGGCUGCGACCCCAAUACCACCUCCCUCGACGUCUCGCUGUGGCACCGGCAGGGCGUGUCGGCGACGGGGGGCUGCGCGACGCUAGAGACGAGUGUGAAUCUCACGCAGGUGGAGACGUUCUCGUGGAAGAGUCCGGGGGCCAGCCAGUACGAUCUGUGUUUGUACGGGGCGGGGUGCGCGACGAAGGGCGGCGAGGGGGCGGGGACGGUUCAGGUGGUGCGCAGUGGGUGGGAGGUUUGUCAGGCGUAUAUGGGGUGGAGGGGGUGGGGGGUUGUUGCGCAUGGGGGGGAGUGCUAG
Aspergillus saccharolyticus JOP 1030-1 is the source of this 598-nucleotide messenger RNA. RefSeq lists its product as uncharacterized. The record is from RefSeq and is a predicted model, not a curated record. Lineage: Eukaryota; Fungi; Ascomycota; Eurotiomycetes; Eurotiales; Aspergillaceae. The transcript is spliced from 2 exons. Bases 161 to 598 code for a protein of 145 amino acids.